AUGGAUCCAGAUGGUGAAAAUAACAUCAAAAAAGAAAUGAUUAACCCAAACAAUGAUGAUUCAGCAAAUAUUGAAGAUCUUGAGCUAGAAAACAGGAACAACUUUCUUAACAGUGUGCUCACAGGAGAUGCUGAGAACCUACGCAAGUGUUUUGUAGAUGCAGAUGACUCAAACCAUGAAAAAACAAAUGAAUUGUUAAAUAUACAUGAUGACAUUGGCAGAAAUGCUCUCUUUGCAGCUGCCAUCCUGGGUCACUGUGAAGUUAUUCAAGAGUUGGUGACACGAGGAGCCAAUGUGAAUGAGCAAACUAACAGAGGCUACACUUCUUUACAUUGUGCUGCUGCAUGGGGGAAACUGGAGAGCCUAAAAACUUUGGUGAGCCUUGGAGCUAAUGUUCAAACAAUCAACUUCAGAGAUGAAAAAGCACGAGAUGUAGCUAAGCGAUACUCAAUGACUGAUUGCAUGGAGUUUCUAGAUUGGGCAGAAGGCAAAAUGAUUUUGGAAUUGUAUAUUAGUAACAUCCAAGAAACUAUUAUUGAUCUCGAAAAGUCACAAGGCAAGCUGUCUAAGCAAGAUAGGGCUGCCUUUACAAAUGCCUGCCGAGCAAAAUCUGAAUGGCUACUUAUGGCACAGAACGCUUCCAGAGAGGAAUUCGAGGAACAAAAGAAACAGCUGGAGAUGAGUGUGGAACCGAUCAUUACCAAACUAACAACUGAAUCUCCUCUGCCCUCAAAAUCCUCCAAAUCCUAACAAUAUUUUCACACUUGGCUGAACACUGCAAUCAAAAUGGAAGAUUUCAGAAUAAUUGGAUUUUAGAACCGUUUUUCAGUUAAUUUGUAUUACUUUACCUUUUGACUGGUGUCAUUGUUGCAUGUUUCAAGAGUUUUAUGUAUUCUUGAUGGCAGCUGUGUAUUACUACAUGUAUGUAUCUUCAUGCUAGUCCAAAAAAUAUAGA
This is a messenger RNA of Pristis pectinata (smalltooth sawfish), 955 nucleotides long. It is a transcript of the gene ankrd45, whose product is annotated as ankyrin repeat domain 45. Gene Ontology annotation, molecular function: protein binding. The coding region runs from base 1 to 750 and encodes 249 amino acids. The record is from RefSeq and is a predicted model, not a curated record. The transcript is spliced from 5 exons. Lineage: Eukaryota; Metazoa; Chordata; Chondrichthyes; Rhinopristiformes; Pristidae.